ACUGAGAAAUGUAUUUUUGUAGUAGGAUAAACUACAAAUAAAAAAUGAAAUAGGAAGGCAACUAUUUUAUCUUGGAAGGAGAGUAGGAAGGGAGGUGAAAAAGGAAAAUGAGGGGAGCAGUUAUGACUCAUUUGUAAAGAAGGAGCGAAGUGGAAUCUAGAUGAACACUGAGGUAAGAGUUAAAGAAUAGGUCAUUUUAACUUGAAAUGGGGAAAUUUGUGCAAAAGAACCUUGUCUCCGAUACUGGGAUUAGUGACAAACUGAAUGACCCUAAUGUAGUUUUAUAAUUUCAAUUGAUCAAGUAAGUGAAGAAGGCUGAAUAUCCUCUGCUUUACCUUCCUAUGUAUAAUGUGUACCUCUCUGACUUUAUCACAUUAUCUAAUGUCUUCUCAAAUAAUCAGCAGCCAGAUGUGUGACAUAUAUAUUGUGUCACAGAACAUAUGGGAAUUAGGUUUCAGACACAGGAUGAAAUCUAAUAACCAACAUUCAUUUUUCCCUUUUGAUGUGUCUAUGGACAUGAUUAGUAGGAACCAUGGCACAUUGUUCCUUUUGAAUGCCCCUGCUUUAUUUCCACAGAUCUAUAUAUGCUGGGAAAAGACUUCAGAAAUGGGAAACUCUGGAGAUCACCAAAUAUUGGCAAAAAGGAAUCCAUCUCUAUCUCUUACUCAUGGCAGGUCUCUAAUACGCACUGCCAAAAAGAAAGAAAAUUUAUUAUAGAAAAGGCAAGCAAGUAUUUAAAAGGGUUUCCCUCUUAGGGAUUGUAAACUUCAGAAUAACAGCAAGCUCUAAUUAAAGUAUGAGUCAGUACUUAAGCAAAUUUUUAGCUGGGGAGAUAAAGCUGGACAAGCUGAAAAGAAGAGAAGCUUCAUUAAAUGAAAGGUUGUUUUUAAAUCCAAUCUUAUCCUUUCAUUUUACAGAAAUUGUCAUGUGGCAACGGCACUUUUACUUUCCUGAGGUUGCACAAAAACAACUUCCAGAUCAACUAUAGCCCAUGAGUCAUCUCCCAGUAACAGGCACCCUCCACAAUACCUUUCCAACGGAUAUUUACUAAAGCACCUUCAAGGCUGACUAUCCCUGUCUUGUUUCUGAAGGGAGGCCCUGCCCACUGUGUAGCACCAGCCAUGAAGAACCAAAGCACGGUGACCGAAUUCACCCUGACGUCUUUCCCAGUGCUCCCGGAGCUUCGGGCCUUCCUCUUUGCAGUUCUCCUGUUCACUUACACAUUAACUGCAACAGGAAACAUUAUCAUUUCCCUAAUAUGGACAGAUAAUCGCCUGCAAACCCCAAUGUACUUCUUCCCCAGUAAUCUGUCCUUUCUGGAUAUUUUAUAUACUACUGUUGUUACCCCAAAGCUGCUAGCCUGCCUCCUAGGAGAGAAGAAAACCAUAUCUUCUGCUGGCUGCAUCACCCAAGCAUACUUCUGUUUUUACGUGGGGACAGUGGAAUUUAUCCUGCUGGCAGUGAUGUCCUUUGACCGCUAUGUGGCUAUCUGUAACCCCCUGUGCUACCCCAUCAUCAUGAACAGCAGGGCCUGCCUCCUGCUGGUUCUAGGCUGCUGGGUGGGGGCCUUCUUGUCUGUGCUGGCACCAACCAUUGUAGUGACAAGGCUACCUUACUGUCACAAAGAAAUUAAUCAUUUUUUCUGUGACAUUGCCCCUCUUCUGCAAGUGGCCUGUAUAGAUAUGCACCUCAUUGAGAAGAUAGACUUCCUCCUAUCUGCCCUUGUCACCCUGAGUUCCCUGGCCUUCACUACUGGGUCCUAUACCUACAUCAUUUCUACCAUCCUGCGUAUCCCCUCAGCCCAAGGCCAUCAAAAAGUUUUUUAUACCUGCCCUUCUCACAUCACUGUUGUCUCCAUUGCCUAUGGGAGCAACAUCUUUGUGUACGUAAGACCCAAUCAGAACUAUUCACUGGAUUUUAACAAGGUAGCUGCUGUCCUCAUUACAGUAGUGACCCCUCUUCUGAAUCUUUUCAUUUAUAGCUUGAGAAAUGACAAGGUGAAAGAACUGUUGAGAGACUCAAUGGAUAGAAUCAUAUUCUUGAUACUAAGGAAAACACAUUAGCAUUUAGUACAAUAUGUCACAUAACAUUCCUUAUGUUCAACUUUCAUUCUGCAUGGAUAUAGUGUCAUGCUGGUACAUUAGAAACCCAAGGCUGUGUCAACAGGACAAGCCAUGAUCAUACCAAGCUGAAAGGAAAUUCUGCCUAUGUCUGAGAAAAAUCUAAUCCAUAAACUAUAUGGUAUCUCCAAACCAUAAAAACAUGAAAAUUUACCUAAUGGAAAUUCAGAGACCUACAAAUCUAGUCUUGGCUAAAUCAGUUUAUUUUCCAGGUGAGUUAGACCAUAUCACAAUUUAUCUGAGCCUCAAUGUCUCCAUCUCUAAAUGAAAUAAUAGCAAAGGAUCGUUAUUUGUAAAGAGACAUGUAAAAUUUAAGAAGUUUUUGUCCUGGCUAGGUGACUCAGGUGGUUGGAAUGUUAUCCUGUACACCAAAAAGUUUGCAGAUUUGAUUCCCAGUCAGGGCACAUACCUAGGUUUCAGGUUCCAUCC
This is a messenger RNA of Phyllostomus discolor (pale spear-nosed bat), 2549 nucleotides long. RefSeq names its product olfactory receptor 6M1-like. Gene Ontology annotation, cellular component: membrane. Gene Ontology annotation, molecular function: olfactory receptor activity; G protein-coupled receptor activity. Lineage: Eukaryota; Metazoa; Chordata; Mammalia; Chiroptera; Phyllostomidae. The record is from RefSeq and is a predicted model, not a curated record. Gene Ontology annotation, biological process: G protein-coupled receptor signaling pathway.